Seminavis robusta is the source of this 693-nucleotide messenger RNA. Lineage: Eukaryota; Bacillariophyta; Bacillariophyceae; Naviculales; Naviculaceae. The record is from the annotation of a GenBank genome assembly.
AUGUUUAAGCUAAAGUCAGCAGGAAGCAGCAGCCGAUCCAUGUUCAAGUUCAAGCCACUAAAGAUGUUGCUCAGUCGAAAGAAGAAAAAAUCCACCAGCAUUGACAAAGAGGACCCAACAACGUCAAGUAGUGAAAGCAGCAAUCAUGGUUAUAUUCUCACAAGAAGCAGAAGUGAGACGCCUCCAACACCAACAAGCGAGACUCAGAGCUGGAAGACUGACCUAGUUCGUGCCUUUCUGAAGAAAUGGAACCAACAUGACAUGGAUGGUGCCAGAGAAAUGGUUACCAACGAUUUUGCCAUUGGUUUUGCAGCAGCAGACAACAUGGAGAUGGACUAUGAUGAAUAUGCUGCCGAGGCCAAGAAAAUCUAUGAUGCCUUUCCAGACUUUCACUUUUGUUAUGAUUCCAUCGAAGAGCGCAAAAAUGAUGGAGUAGUUGUCUUGCACAACUUGAUUGUCAAGAACGUUACAACCCAGCUCCAUGCAUUUGGCCAGCCCGCAUCAUUAUUAUCAGGGACGAGACACGAUACUAUUCCCGAAACACUCUACUUUCACUUUGAGGAUGGAAAGAUCUGCAAGCAAAUUGUUGCGACAGAAGAAGAUGAAACGAAGGGUUCUCUAGGCUCGUAUACAGAGAUGUUUCUCUGUUUCAGUCUACCCGUUGAUUUGGCCUCUGCACUCAGUUCGAUGUAG